CCAUAUAUUAACGUGUUGCUUGUGCAACUAGUACGUCGAAAAAAUGGAAGACAUUGUUCAUGAUCAUGAAAAUUGAGUUAGAUGCAUUACAGAUCAUCCAUAUUCAUCAUAAUCGUUUCAGGGUUUUGUCUCUGACCUCUCAUAAUACCUUUUUGUUUUCAUUUUCCUGUUCCUCGAUAUUGAAAUACAAAAGUCAAUAUGGUCGACAUUUACAGUUGGUCGGUUGAAAAGCCUGCAGUUGUGCUAGACCUUGGGCAACGCUUCACGAAGAUGGGCCUCGCUGGUGAGGCACGACCUCGGUUUGUGAUUCCGACUCCGGAGCUCUACACCCCAGCAUGGGUUUUAGAACGUGAGAUAACGACUCAGAAAAGCGACGCGGAAACUAGAGGAGCCAAUCAGCUUACGUCUAGUUUGUCAAUUCGCGUUAGGCUUCACCUUGUUCUGAAGUAAUAAGAAAGAAGACUACAACACACACCUAGCCGGAUGCCGUUUUGGUCUCCAAUGCCUAAGAGUUCAAACUGCUUAUUUUGCUUAUCCUGAAGCUGGAAUUAUUCAAACAUAUUUAUAAGGUAUUGAUGCAGAAACAAUGAGGAGCAGGAAGAGUUUUGAGCUUCUACACAUUGAUUCACAUGGACAUGGAAUAUCAUCACUUGGUGCGUCUAGCUUUAAUUGUGCACGCCCGAGAUUUGCAUCGUCGCCGUCAGAGAAGAGUACGUCCAUGUCCAGAGGAUCGCCGUCGCGACGAGUAGAUUCAGCUUCGCAACUUGCGACGGUUGGGCGUACCUUCCGCGAUUGGAUUCGGGUGCUGGAUCCUCUGCUCCAUCGCAUUUACUUUCUCUAUCUGAAGUUUAAGGCUAAGGAACGCAAGUGCUUCAACUAUUUUGACAAGAGGACAAGUAUUUAUUGCUGUCGUACUUGUAUACGUCGUAUGUAUUCUGCUCGUGUGUAACGUGGAACCUCCUAGUCCUACUUGGUAGAGUUCGUUGAUUCCUGAGGCUCGUACACUGAUAGAAGUGGCCGAAGCGAGUCGUCACUUCUCCCGUUUUUUGGGAAUUCAACGAAUGAAACGAUGGUAGCGCAGCUUAUGAUCAUCUAAAAAGUGCAAUCCCAAGGAGAGGAAGGUUGUACUUUGUGAAAACGCUUUUCUGCCCCUACCUUUGCGGCGGGCGUUUGUUUUUCUGCUGUUCGAGAAAUUUCAAGCACCUGGGAUGUGCUUUCCUCUGGCGCCGACGCUUCCUUUGUAUUUGACAGAACAUGCUACGGGAAUAGUGAUCGAUGUAGCACAUGCCAGCACGCGCAUCUUACCAGUCUAUUGCGGAACGCCGCUGUUAGGAGCCUCCGUAGAGAUGCGGUACGGCGGUCGUGCUGUAAAUAUGCGGUUGCGAGAAACGUUGCUCAAGCGUUUGGACGAUGCGAACACGAGUGGUGCCACAGCAGGUAGCUCGGAAGACACGUCGGAACAAGAGGACGUCCUCGUAUCACGGCGCAGCGCAGCAACGACGUCAACCACGAGCCGUGGCCGUGUGCUGCUAGAACAGUACGAUGAGCGGAAUGAGGGUAGCUGCCUCGAAGCGUUGACGCUUUUAGAGGACGUAAAAUUUAGGUUAGGACGAGUGCGCUACGGCGAUCUUUUCACUGGCAGCCCUGAGGAUGGGCAAGGGUCGGGAGAGACCUCCCUCUUCGAAAACCGAGACUUCGGAGGCGCGUUCGCAGACGUGGUCCGGUCUAUACGAGUGCCUGACGAUGUGUCCAGACCCUUAGAGAUGUGCUUCACGCUCGCAGCUUCCACGGAAACUGCAGCAAGCGAUGGUUUACACAAUACGACUUUGUCGACGUCGAAAAGUCUGGAGGUAUACCCUCUAGUCGCGGCAUUUUGGCGGUCAGUCGAUAUGGCGCCUAUCGAUGCGCGACUGGCGAUCGUGGAAAACAUCAUCCUCGUCGGCGGUCAGGCGAUGACACCAGGGUUUUGGCAGCGGUUUGCACAAGAACUAGAUCACAGCUUGCACGUUCAAGAGGCUUUGCCCAGAGAUGGGGGCUUCGGAGUCUCCAUCCCUGAGGAACGACAGCCUGCGGCGGCGCACCACGAAGG
Amoebophrya sp. A25 is the source of this 2089-nucleotide messenger RNA. The record is from the annotation of a GenBank genome assembly. NCBI's taxonomy places the organism in Eukaryota, Dinophyceae, Syndiniales, Amoebophryaceae.